Messenger RNA from Fusarium graminearum PH-1, 598 nucleotides. RefSeq lists its product as uncharacterized. The coding region runs from base 230 to 598 and encodes 122 amino acids. The transcript has a single exon. NCBI's taxonomy places the organism in Eukaryota, Fungi, Ascomycota, Sordariomycetes, Hypocreales, Nectriaceae. The record is from RefSeq and is a predicted model, not a curated record.
GGUAUAAGUCAUCAAUUUCCACAGGUCUAAGAAGUGUCACUCGUGACUCUAUGCCCGAGAACGCCUGACGUCUUCUACAGGCAUGAGAUCUUGACAAGGCCUAGUCUGAGCGGUAAGAUUCAAACUGGUGACUCCACAACCAAUAUCUCGAUAUCAUUCGUCAACGAGCCAUUUCUGAUACAAUUUCCAUGACCUAUCAACACUGAAACAGAAGAUAUGUUCGAUCAUUAUGAUGCGGCCGCUCGAGAAGGAGAUAAUUGUAAUUCAACAAACGAGAGCACACUUGAACGAUAGUUCCUGGAUAGGCAAGGGCCCCGAAGAAACUCGAUCACUUGUUACCACGUUUGACAUAGCACUUGACGGGUUUCAGGCGUUAUUCAAGGGUCUGAGAAAAAGCAUUGGUAGAAACCCUCUCUUUUCCAAGGUGGAUGUGUCUUUUGCUGGUGUGAUCUGUGUUGCCAGCGAGAAGGGAGUCAACCUGCCAUGGACUAUGCAAGAGAUGAGCGAUGGCGUUCAAACUUGGUUUCUGGUGGUUCAACAAACUAUAGGUGUUAAUUCGAUUGUCGGACCACUAGAAAUGUUUUGUAUGUUUGCGUAA